This is a messenger RNA of Miscanthus lutarioriparius, 393 nucleotides long. The record is from the annotation of a GenBank genome assembly. NCBI's taxonomy places the organism in Eukaryota, Viridiplantae, Streptophyta, Magnoliopsida, Poales, Poaceae.
AUGCUCGGCUACCGCGUCGUGCGCCCGAGCAUCGACGGCCCGUCCGUGUUCCCUGACGACGACGAGCCCCGGCUGCUGCCGGUCGAGUACUGCGACCGCCUCGCCAUCGUGGUGUACCGCCGCGGGAAGGGUCAGCAGGCGGUGGACCCGGAUUGCGCUUUCUGCAUCUCCGCGGUCCGCGACGGCGAGGAGGUGCGCGAGUUGCGGUGCCACCACGUCUUCCACCGUGCCUGCCUCGACGCCUGGCUCGUCCGCCCGCGCGCCACCUGCCCGCUCUGCCGUGACCGACUCCUCCCCGCCGAGAGCGACUACAACGACCACCUCUCCUCCUCCUCCUCCUCCUCGUCCGCCUUUGCCUACGCCCACGGCGGCGCUAUCUGGCACAUGACGUGA